Messenger RNA from Amblyraja radiata (thorny skate), 4598 nucleotides. RefSeq names its product G2/M-phase specific E3 ubiquitin protein ligase (gene g2e3). Gene Ontology annotation, molecular function: ubiquitin-protein transferase activity. The transcript has 15 exons. Lineage: Eukaryota; Metazoa; Chordata; Chondrichthyes; Rajiformes; Rajidae. Bases 185 to 2380 code for a protein of 731 amino acids. Gene Ontology annotation, cellular component: nucleus. The record is from RefSeq and is a predicted model, not a curated record.
GCCAAGGCCGACAUCGCCACCCGCUGGCUGGCAGGCGGGCGGGUCAGGACGUUGGAGAUCAGUUCCGGGGCGGUGGAGGAGUGCGCCGGAAGCUGGGAAUUUGAAUCUGAGCGCCAUUAAGAGCAACAAAGAAGCGCGCGCGGGCGGCGCCGGGGACCGAAGCACAGCUAUACAGACAGCGGCCAUGUCGCCGCGACGGAAGUCCAACGCUAAAAUUAACGAUGUCACAAAGGAAAAACAGCAGCUGCAACUGAAUCAAAAUCCUUCCUGUGCAUUUUGUCGACGGAAUGAUGACUGCCCUGAAAAAUUUGGCGAGAAGAUGACCUACGGUGGGGUAACACUGCAUUACUACUGUUUAAUUAUGUCAAGUGGCUUAUAUCAGCGUGGGGAAGAGAAUGAAGGAAUUUAUGGAUUUCUGGCUGAUGAUAUCAAAAAGGAAAUUUCUAGAGCCUCAAGGAUGAAAUGUAGGGUGUGCAAGAUAAAUGGAGCCUCCAUAGGCUGUGCCGUUAGGAGAUGUCAGAAGAGCUUUCAUUUUCCUUGUGGUGUGGAGAAUCAAUGUAUUUUCCAGUUUACUGGACAGUUUGAGUCUUACUGUUCGCAACAUAAACCUGUGCAAAAGGUACCCCGUGCCGCCAGAAGGUCAGGAGGUUCCUUCACAUGUGCUGUCUGUUUGGAUUCUAUUGACCCAUGUCCUUCUUACGAUGUCUUGAAAAGUCCUUGUUGUAAAAAUACGUGGUUUCACAGACAAUGUUUGCAGCAUCAAGCACUGAGUGCUGGAAUGUUCUUCUUCAGGUGCACUAUCUGUAAUAAUAAGGAUGAAUUCCAAAAGGAAAUGUUGCGACUGGGGAUCCAUAUACCAGAAAGAGAUGCCUCCUGGGAACUUGAAGAAAAUGCAUUUCAGGAACUAUUGCAGCGUCAUCACCGAUGUGACGCAAGAAGAUGUUUCUGUAAGGAUGGACGAGAAUAUGCAGAAACUGAAGGGAAAUGGACCAUUGUCCUUUGUAAGUACUGUGGUUCCAGUGGGACUCAUCUGGCCUGUUCAUUGAUGGCAAGCAGUUUGGAAGACUGGGAAUGUCUUGAAUGCAGAGACAUUGUAUACAAAUCAGAGAAAUUAAGGAAAAGAACCCUAAGUUCAGAGAUAAAACCAACAAAACGUAAAUUUAAAGACAGUCCGGAUUCACGCCAUCCACCUUCUAAGUGUCCAAGGUUAUCAGGUGAAACUCAGAAAGAACACAAAAAUAGACAGAUUUUUUCAACAAGACCACUUACAAGCAUUUUGAAAGAACUAAGGUCACAAAUCAAAUUGAAUGUCAUCUCAAGAAUCAAGGUUGACAGAACAAAUGUAUGGGAAGGAGCUCUGAAAGAGAUGAAAGGGAAAGUAUUCAGUGCUACUGACACACUUACCAUUCAAUAUUCAGAUAUGGCUGGCAAGCCUCAAGAAGUUGCUCAUGUGACAAAUCCCCUUUAUGAUUUUUUUAAUUUGCUCAUGCAUCAUCUUCAGAAUUCAACUCUAUUUGAAGGUCUGACUACCUCAAAGAAUAUAACUCUCAAUUCUCAAGCUCUUAGGUUGGACUGGUAUUAUGAGGCUGGACGAAUGAUUGCACUAUCCUUAGUCCAUGGGGGUCCAUGGCCAAACUUCUUAUCCAAAACACUAUUUAACUGUCUGGCUUAUGGACCAGAUAUAACUGAACCGACUAUGGAAGAUGUGGCUUCAUUUGAGGUGGCACAAAAGGUCAUGAAGAUAAAAGAAUCGUCAACGUUGGAGGAGUUGAAACAAUUUGUCAAUGAGAAUGCUGAGUACCUUUCAAUCGCUGGGUGUUUAAGACCAGUAUGGUCACUGGAUGACAAGGAAUUACUGUUGAAAGAUGUGCUGAUCUUCCACGUAAUAAAUCGAGUUUGCUCACCGUUAGAAAGGUUUUGUGAAGGAUUGAAAUUUCUUGGUGUGUUGGAGGCCAUUCAAACGUACCCAGAAACAUUCUCUGAACGGUUGUGUUACAAACCACAUAAAUUUUCUGCUGAGAUAGUUGGGAACCUUUUCUCAAUCAACUUCUCAACAUAUAGAAAGAGCAGGAUAAUUCCAGAAUCUAAAGUGGUCGGUUUCUGGAGGGAUUAUUUGGCAGAUGUUGAAGGUGGAGCAACUAAAGCUUCUUUUGAAGGAAUCUUGACUUUUGCAACUGGCACAAAUUAUAUUCCACCCAUCAGUUUUCUUCCCAGUCCAUCAAUUACAUUUUUGCAUAAAAAAGGCAUAAUACAGAACAGAUUUCCAGCAGGACAAAUGUCCCGCAAUUGUUUGAAGCUACCAAUGUCAAAAACAUAUGAGGAAUUUAAAGAAAGCAUGGAUUUUGCCAUUUGUAACACACCAGGAUUAAAAAGAAAGUAAUGCUGUAAAUACUAUUGUCAAAUAUUACAUUUGUACAUUAGUUUGUAGUAAUUUUCUUUGUUAGAAAAUCAGUUACAAACUCUGAUUUUAAUUUCCAUUUAUUUAGCAAGGUCUUGCAGAAAUCAUUUGAAAUAAUACGUUUACAAGAUGUAAAGGAUAAUCAUUUCUUAGAGGUUUUUAGGGGUAAGUAUUUAAUGCACAGAAUACUGUGGAGGAAGUAGAAAUGUAAUUGGAAAAGCUUUUGUCAAACGGCCUCUCUGCUAACACAUGCGUCAAUAUGCUUUGCGGUGGAUGUGGCGUGCGUUAGUUUCUGAUCUCGCACGAAUCACAGUGAAAAUGAUGAAAGGAACUUGAACAGUUUCUCAGCUUGAGCAGCUGUAAAUUCUCGAGCCCUCAUAGUAGUUUGGGUCUUCUCUGGAAGAGGUGAAGGAACAAAAGAUUUAAAUAACAUGGAGAUUCAGAUAUUAAUUUCUAAAAUAUUCAGAAUAUUAUUCAUGUGAUUGUUAAUUUUUAAUUAUUGUUUAUAUUUUUUCUGCUAAAAUUUGCUUAAUUAGCUGGUUUGAAGUUUAUUUUACAAAUUUUGCAUAUGGCCCUCAAAUAUAAACUGAUUAGGUUUAUAAUGAACUAUAUAUGGAGAGUCUACUGAACUAAAGCUGCAUUGGACCCUGUUUCCAGUCAACUUUCUUUUUAGGAGAACUACAUUGAGAUAUAAUUUGAAUGUUCAUAAGUGUAGUAAUUUGCCAAAGUAAUAAAUUUGAAUGACUUGAAAUACUGUAUGUCAGGUUUGUUCUGUGUUUGCGUUAAAAGUGAGAAUUUUCAGGGUUUGUUUUGUAUGUACACUUUUUGUAGCUUUACUGGCUUUGCUAGUAAUAUCUAAAUUUUGUAUUUUAUUUCUGACUUUAUGAUGGAUUUACACUUGUAACAUAAAUAGAAUUACUUUAUGCUGGUAAAACAUUUAGUUUCCUACCAUUAAAAAAAAUCUAACUAUUUAGAAUUGUUGAAAAUAUAUUUAAAGUCAUUUCCAACAAAAAUGAAACUCUCGAACAGUAUUAUUAAUAGUUUGAUUUUGGCAAAAAAAGGAUGGGUUCAUUCGAUGCUGAUAUUGUAAAAUGUAUGAUCUUGUUUGAUGCAUUGCUGUGAAAGAUGAUGUAUUACAAUUUGUACAGUCUUCCUUGAACUGAAUUGGCUUUGCCGUUUUCUGAUCUUAAGCAGUGGGUGAGGCACAGAAGCAUAAAAUAGAUGCAGGAGUAGGCCAUUCGACCCUUAGAGCCAGCACCGCCAUUCAAUAUGAUCAUGACUGAUCGUCCAAAAUCUGUACCCCGUUCUGGCUUUUUCCCCAUAUCCCUUGAUUCCCUUAGCCCUAGGAAACAAAAUCAAACCGUCUUGAAAACUAAACUUGAAAAGGAUUCAGUGUUACAAAUGUAUAUUUAUAUUUGAACAAAAUCCACAUAGCAUGCCGUCAGUUAAAUUCAUGGUUUCCUUUUGCAAACUUGUAUGUUAAUCCCCUAACAUUUCACAUUGACAAAAGAUUCAGUGGGUAAAUUUCUCCAAAGAAAAGGUAGUUUCCAGCACAUUUAAACAGGAAAAGAAAGUACAUAAAAUUAGUUCAACAUUUAAAUAUCAUUUUUGAAGAACAUAUUGCAGUAAUAAAAAAAGGUGUGAUUUAAGGCAAAAAGCAUUUUGUGCAAAGACUAACAUUAGUUAAGUAAAUAUGAUGUAGAAAAACAGUAUCUGAACAUGUAUAAAUCAAACGUUAUGUGAAUGUGUAUUGUUUGUGAAUAAAAUAAACUUGUAUUUAGCUAGGUAUCUAUCCUAAGUAAUUUAUCCAUGCAGAAUCACUGCAUCAUUUCAAUAAUCACUGCAUAAUUGUUGAGUUUGACUUACUCGCUGUUCUCAAUGCAUGUAACAUUUGACUGAUGCAUAAAAAUUAGAAAGUAUAACCAAUUGAGAUACUAAAAUAUGGUUACCAAUUAAAAUGUUAGUUUAAAAAAAUGUAAUUAAUCUAAUUGGGGGAAAAAAUAUGAUUGGCAUUAAUCUGGCAAGAAAUGAUCAACAGCUAACUGGAUAACCCUUCAAUAAAACACCAGCUUUUUAUUGUUCAGAUUGUGAAGGCAUUUGUAAUCUGUGAUGUAAAAUUAUUUUAGUUAUAGGUGGAUGGAGUCUAUUUACAUAAGCUUGUUUCUGUAUGUUUGCAUAAAUAAUAAAUGUAAAGAGGUUA